Molecule: messenger RNA, 1577 nt
Organism: Oryzias melastigma (Indian medaka)
Lineage: Eukaryota; Metazoa; Chordata; Actinopteri; Beloniformes; Adrianichthyidae
Product: hydroxycarboxylic acid receptor 2
Exons: 2
Coding region: 128-1072 (314 amino acids)
Biological process (GO): G protein-coupled receptor signaling pathway
Cellular component (GO): membrane
Molecular function (GO): G protein-coupled receptor activity
Source: RefSeq, a predicted model, not a curated record
ACUUUUCACACCAGACUACUUUCACUGUUGGACGAGCACGCACACCCUUGUUUCCAUGAAGUCAACUCAUUAGACUGUUGUCAAAUCCCGAAAAGGACUCAACUGACAGUUAGGAGCCAUAGAGACGAUGGAGAACCAAACCUGCAGUAAAAGCCAAGUGGCAAACUCAUUCCUUCAGUUUGUGAUGAUCCUUGAUCUAGUUGUUGGACUUCCAGGGACCAUUAUAGCCUUGUGGAUUUUUUGCAAGAUAAAAAAAUGGAAACCUCACAUCAUCUUUCUCUUCAACCUUGUUUUGGCGGAUUUCCUGCUCCUCGCCAGUGUGCCGUUCCGGAUCGAUGCCCACAUCCAAGGAGGCAGCUGGAGAUUUGGAUCCUUCUGGUGCCGCGUCAACCUCUACAUGCUGUCUGUCAACCGCUCAGCCAGCAUAGCCUUCCUGACAACAGUGGCUCUGAACCGCUACGUGAAAGUGGUCUAUCCCCGUCAUUGCAUCAGCGAAUUGUCUUCAGUAGCUGCGAGCAGAAUUUCAGCCUUGAUCUGGGUUGUUGUGAUUGCAUUUCGGAUUCCACUGUUAACAACAAACCUCUUUCACGAAAGUGCUAAAGUCAACGUGUGUCGCAGUUUCGACAACUACAAAGUAAUCCCUAAACCUUUAUACGUGCACUACGUGCUCUACAUCUUUGAGUUCAUCCUGCCAUGGCUGGUGUUGCUGUUCUGCUCAAUCCGGAUCACCUGUUCCCUUCAACGACAGAGAAUUGGAAGCCAGGAGAUUCUCCGCAAAGCCAUACGAGCAGUAAUGGUGAUCACCACAGUGUUCACCCUGUGCUUCAUGCCAGGCGUUGUCACCGGCCUUGGCUCCGUUUACAUCAAUAUGUACAGCAACGAAGAUUGCAAACACACCUCAUGGAAUCAGGCUUUCAUGAUUGGCAUUGGGUUCACGUACCUGCACAGUGCUUUGGACCCUGUCAUCUACUUUUUCUCCAGUUCCACAUUCACACAAACGUUCAAAAACUCUGUGAAUCCCAAAAGAAAAAGGAAAGAGCAACGGUCUGCACUUGCCAAAUUGCAAAAGUAAUGGGACUGUUUCUGUUAGCAUUUCCCAGCAUGCUUUGUCAAAGAGAAGACAGAUUUAACCGUCCUGCAAAAAAAAAAAAAGAGCCAAAAGAUCAAAGAAGAAGAUGACUUAGAUGACUGAUGUCUUAACAGCUUUAGAAUGGUUAGCACUUCAUUUUUAAACUAAUAAAAUAGUUGCGUAUAUAUUUUUUUAUUUUCUCAAUAAUUCUUUUUCUGCUUAAAAGCUGCUCACACACUUUUUACUAUGCUAAUUCUUACAACUAUAAACACUAAGGAAUUUCAAAGUGUGAAAGUGGUCGGGUUUGCAUUUAUUUAUAUAAUUGGGAUUUGGGAUUAAAUUGUCCAAUGGAUGGAAAAUUCCCCUCCACCACCAGGUGUGUCCACUGAUGCUGAAUUUAACUUUGACUUUAUAAGCAGUUGUUUUUUCUAUUGUUGUUUGUGUUGCAAUCCCAAUUGUUUUUAUAUUUGUUUGCUAAAUAAGAAUAAAACCUGAACUAGUGCUUGUA